AUGGCAGCACUCACCCGUCGUGGGCUCGUCUCCCGCCUCUCGAGGGUCAUCUCUUCUCUACCAAAGCUUCCCUCCUCGCGCAUCGAUCCUCUUUCCCUCGUCUCCCGCUCCGCCGUCCUGGCGCUUGGAAGGCUGCCGCCGUCUGCGUCCCCUGCGGAGCCGUGGUUCGUCUUGGCUCGGCCGAAGACGACGACGCCUGGACCGGGCUACUCCCCCCUUAGGGACUCAUCGCCGAACUUUAGCAAUCGCCCCCCGAAGGAGACCAUCCUUCUCGACGGAUGCGACUACGAGCACUGGCUCAUCGUCAUGGAGUUCCCCGAGAACCCUAAACCCUCGGAGGAGGAGAUGAUCGCCGCAUACGUCAGCACCCUCGCUACCGUCGUCGGAGGGUGAGUCUUCUGCGCUCUUUUACUAUUUCCUUCGCAUACUGCAUGAAUUUUUGAAGCAUGGAGCAUCUUGUGCUCAGUGAGGAGGAAGCGAAGAAGAAGAUAUACUCGGUCUGCACAUCUACCUACACGGGUUUCGGCGCCUUGAUCUCUGAAGAGCUCUCUUACAAAGUCAAAGGUAUCCGCAUAUUCCUUCUCUACACAUGAUCCCACAUCCGAUGUAUGACUGGAUUUUUUUCUGAUCUUGCAGGGCUUCCUGGAGUCCUUUGGGUAUUGCCUGAUUCUUACCUCGAUGUACCCAACAAGGAUUAUGGAGGUUGGUAAUGGCCAUGGAGCAGAUUGUUUCAUCUGUGCAUGUGUUCCUGCGUUCUAAUCGCCGUUAUCGACCCUUUUUCCUCAACUGUGUUUCAUCUGAUGCGUUUGGAUCAGUUUUGUUAUUCAAGCUUUGAUGAAUUCAGUCAUUUUAUUCAUGGCUAACGGAGGAAAACAAGAGGACUUUUGGAUGUAGGACGUUAAUAAAUCUUUUGCAAUGAAAGAAGGGUAGAGUUUUCUUGUGGAUGAUGAUUUCUCUCGCUAUGAUCCUACUUCAAACUCAAUUCCUCUAAACUUAUUCACAUUUAUAUGCUAUAUCUCGCGAUUAGAUGAUAUCAUGACACUGAAUUAUAUAAACUUAGUGAUUAGGAUGUCAAUGGGCUUGGUCCUGGCAUUCCCAAGCCCUACUCAGGCUAGAAUAUUAUGAAGCUGGGACCCUGCCCUCAUUGAUCCCACUAGACCUUUGUUCACCCGUGUUGAGGGAAAUAGAGAUAGGGAUAGAGACAGAGACAGAAAGAGAAAGAGAGGUUGACUAAGGAAGGCUAAAGAGAAACAAUAAUUCAGCUGCGAUUUUCUAAGGCAACACAGAUCGAAAAAGUGUGUUGAACCACCAGACUAGUUCAGACAGGUUUCAUUGUAAUCAGGGAAUAUGCAUUUUGCACUUUUUCAACACAAUCUUGUUAUCAUAUAAUGUAGUUUACCUUGGGAUUUGACAGGGGAUCUCUUCAUCGAUGGCAAGGUCAUCCAUAGGCCCCAAUUUCGCUUCAAUGAGAGGCAGCAGACACGAAACAGACCUCGACCUCGGUAUGACCGACGCCGUGAAACCAUGCAAGUGGAGAGAAGAGAGCCAAUGCAGACUGGCCAAUGGACCCAGGAGCAGAGGAGCCCAUCAACCCAGCAAAUGCCUGGGGAGCCGCAACCAGUGAACCCAAGUGGAUGGCCCGAACAAGGUCCCUGA
Spirodela intermedia is the source of this 1656-nucleotide messenger RNA. NCBI's taxonomy places the organism in Eukaryota, Viridiplantae, Streptophyta, Magnoliopsida, Alismatales, Araceae. The record is from the annotation of a GenBank genome assembly.